Drosophila novamexicana is the source of this 2684-nucleotide messenger RNA. It is a transcript of the gene Nt5b, whose product is annotated as cytosolic purine 5'-nucleotidase. Bases 470 to 2407 code for a protein of 645 amino acids. The record is from RefSeq and is a predicted model, not a curated record. The transcript is spliced from 7 exons. Gene Ontology annotation, molecular function: 5'-nucleotidase activity. NCBI's taxonomy places the organism in Eukaryota, Metazoa, Arthropoda, Insecta, Diptera, Drosophilidae.
GUGUGUCUUUCUUUCUGUGUGCGUGUGUGUAUCUUAUGUUGUGUUAUACUGAUAAGCAUUAAUUGUCAAAAGCAACGCCAAACAAUAACAAAAGCGGGCAGCAGAACUUUUGCCCACUCACAAGAUCAUUCCAAAACCAGACGCAGUUGUUGUUGCCGCUGCUGCUGCGCUGUCUGCGCAUAGCUUCGUGACGUUUCCACUAGCAGCUGAUAAGGCGCCACAUAUUACACAUUUCGCACGAACGCUCUCUCCCUCUCUUUUCACCCGUCUCUCUCUCUCACUCACUCGUUCUCUCUCUCUCUGUCACGCUCUCGCCAAUUGGCUUGCUGAGCUGUGCUUUUCGAGUGCUCUGAAGUCACGUCGGUUAUCGGCAGCGACGCGUCGUCGCAAUUUUGCUGGCAUUGCUCUUUGGCACCUUUGGCUAACCAGACACAGUAGCAACAGCUGCAGCAGUAGCCAACUGAAGAAAAUGCCGCUUAAACAGCAACAACUGCAACAAAUGCAACAGCCACAUUCCAAAAGCAACAACAACAACAGCAAUUCCGGAACACGCGAACGUACACAGACGAUUGGGGAAACGGACAUAGAUCAGUCGGUGCUCAAUGGGCUACACCUGGUCGCCGACGGCAACUAUCACGGUCACAAGCGUCAGCUGGGACACAGAGUAUUUGUGAACCGAUCGCUGCAUUUGGAGAAUAUCAAGUACUAUGGCUUCGAUAUGGAUUAUACUCUCGCGGAAUACAAAUCACCGCAAUAUGAGCAGCUGGGCUUCAACUUGGUGAAGGAGCGUCUGGUCUCGAUGGGUUAUCCGAAGGAGAUAUUGCAGUUCGAAUAUGAUCCAACAUUUCCAGUGCGUGGCCUCUGGUUCGACACGCUCUAUGGCAAUCUGCUGAAGGUGGAUGCCUAUGGCAAUAUUCUUGUUUGUGUGCAUGGCUUUGAGUUCAUCAAACACCACCAGGUGUACGAGCUGUAUCCCAACAAGUUCCUCAAGCUGGACGAGUCCAGGGUUUACGUACUGAACACUCUAUUCAACUUGCCCGAAACCUAUUUGCUGGCCUGUCUGACCGAUUUCUUUACCAAUAGCAAAGAUUUUGUUCGCGUUGAACGCGGCAUCAAAGCUGGUGAUUUUCUAUUUACGUAUAAGUCGAUUUUCCAGGACGUGCGACGCGCCGUCGACUGGGUGCAUUCCGAUGGCGAUCUGAAGCGUCGUACCACACAGAAUAUGGCGUACUAUGUGAAGAAGGACAAACGGCUGCCGACGGUUCUGUCGCGCAUACGUGAGUCGGGCGCAAAGCUCUUUAUGCUGACCAACAGCGACUACACGUACACCAACGAGAUAAUGAGCUAUCUGUUUGACUUUCCUCACGGAGCGACUGCGGAUGAGCCGCAUCGGGACUGGAAGAGCUACUUCGAUGUGAUCGUGGUCGAUGCACGAAAGCCGCUGUUCUUCGACGAGGGCACGGUGUUGCGACAGGUGGACACGAAGACGGGCGGAUUGAAGAUUGGCACCCACAUUGGGCCGCUGCAGCCGGGUCAGGUGUAUUCGGGCGGUUCGUGUGAGCUAUUCACCAAGUUCAUCAAUGCCAAGGGCAAGGAUGUGCUGUAUGUGGGCGAUCACAUCUUUGGCGAUAUACUCAAGUCGAAGAAGAUUCGCGGCUGGCGCACGUUCCUCAUCGUGCCGGAGCUGGUGCGCGAGCUGCACGUGUGGACGGAUGAGUGCCAACUGUUCGCGGAGCUACAGAAUCUGGACAUCAAGCUGGGCGAUCUGUAUCGCGAUCUGGACUCGAGUGCCAAGGUAAAGCCGGACAUAUCACAACUGCGCACCUGCAUUCGGGACGUGACACACAAAAUGGACAUGUCGUACGGCAUGAUGGGCUCCCUAUUCCGUUCUGGCUCCCGCCAGACCUUCUUCUCCAGCCAGGUAGUGCGAUACGCCGAUGUCUAUGCCGCGACGCUGCUCAAUCUCAUCUAUUAUCCGUUUUCCUAUAUGUUCCGUGCACCGGCCAUGCUGCUACCCCACGAGUCGACGGUCGCCCACGAUCAGGCCCAUCCGCCGCCCACAGCGGCGUCAACGUCAAGUGCUUCCUCAGCGGCUCUUGAGGGUAUCUAUACCGGCAGCUCCGUCAUCACUGGCACCACCACCAGCAGCAGCAGCAGCAGCACCGUCGCAUCCAAGCUCAGCUCGGCUCCGCGCACUGAUGAAGUUAUAGCUGCAGUAGCGGCCGUGCCCGCGACCGCCGGCAAGGAUCCCAAGGAUUUGCAUCGUGCGAGCUCCAUUGUGCACACACGCCCGUCUACGCCCACUGUGGUCACUCACACCCACGACGAGGACUACUCGGAGGAGGAGGAAACGGCCAGCGGUCCAGAAUCCGCAUCGGAGCAACAGCAGCGCGAAGCAUCCGACUAAAUGAUGUCGCUCCCCCAACGCGGAGAUCAACGAAUUUGCAAACCGACCUGUUUCUUUUGUCAAUUUGGCAGAUCUACUCCGUAUACCUAAGUGAAGGUUGCAGCCUCCUUUCCCCAAACCCCUUUCCCACUCCCCAAUUGCAACUAGUGAGAAACAAGCGAUUUUUUUUCGAUUUUACAUACAUAUAUACAAUUAUAAAAUCUAUAUAUAAAAUAUGUAUACAUAUAUAUACACUAGCUGGUUGGUUCCAUUUGCCCAAAAUAUAUAAAAGAUGUAU